This is a messenger RNA of Mesorhabditis belari, 2217 nucleotides long. NCBI's taxonomy places the organism in Eukaryota, Metazoa, Nematoda, Chromadorea, Rhabditida, Rhabditidae. The record is from the annotation of a GenBank genome assembly.
AUGCCACGAAAGAAGGUCGUCGAUAAAGGUGAAGCAUCGCCAGCCGCUGCAAAGAGGAAGACGACGAAAACGAAACCCGACAACGCGAAUGUCAUUGUCAUUGAUGCCGGCAGAAAUAUGGAGGGCGAGCCAUUUCACGAUACAAUUCAAACGGUCGAAUGGUUGCUAACGAGGAAGAUUAUGCGAUCAAAAAGUGAUGCCGAUAGGAAAACCGCUGGCGGAAUGGACCUCUUCGGAAUCGUCGUUUUUGGCUGCGAUGAAACGGACAAUCCGCUUGGGACUGAAGGAGUUUUGGCUAAAGAGGAAGUUCUUCAAAUGGCCACCUUUGAUCAAAUGCGUUUUUUGUCGGAGUUGUCGCCAAGCCAGAAAACGUAUGGAGAUUAUGCCCAAGGAUUGAUCGUCGCGUUGGAUUGGUUGAAGCGGCGACUCGAAGACGGAGGUGAUUUCGACAAGAAAAAUUUGAUUCUCUUCACAAACGCUUUAGGAAAUCGUGAUCGUCCCACUCAUCGAACUGCAUUGGAGGUGAUCGCUAGUGUGCUAGCUGCUAUGGAUGUGGAGUUACAUGUUGUUGGACUAACUGACCCACCAGAGUCUCAUUCGGUCACCGAAUUGAAGGAAUUUGUCGCUGAGAAUGGUGGAAGCACGUACGAUUACUCAAACGUCGGUAAAUUGAUUUCGAAGCUUUCUGCGUAUCAACAGCUCACGCGUUUAAACUACUUUCAACUCGAGAUCGCAAAGGAUAUCAAAUUGAAUUUUAAAUGUAUCAAUUAUAUCUCCAAAGCAAGGAGCGAUAAAGAGGAAAGAAUGCGAGCUGUGGAUCCAAGAACGCUUAAAGCUGUACAUCGCCAAAGACACCUAUUCACCGUUGAAGAAACUUCUAAAGAAGAUGGUGCUUCUGGUGAUGGAGGCCAAGGUGGUCCUUCGGCUGGGUCGUCAUCGUAUGGAUUUGGAGCUUUUCGACCAACUGGGCCAAAUGGAGCAGCAAAAGAUAACGGUUUCAAGAAAGAAGAGGCUAUGGACGAAGGUGAAGGCGAAGGCACACAACAACAGCAAGAAUACACUUACACGCAAGUCAAUCCAGAGGAUAAAGCUUAUGGCUAUGUAUUCGGAAGCUCCAAGCUGAUCAUGGACAAAGAAACAAAGGACAGCUACAAUUUGUCGUUCAACUACAAUCGAUCUUCGGUUUUUCAACUUAUUUGCACGGUUCCCGAGAAUGCUAUCCAUCCACAAUACAUGGCUGGUACGGAGACUCGCGUUUUUGUACCUGACACGCGAAAAGGAGCGCAACCUGCAGCUGGUGCAUUUGUCGAAGGGCUUUUGGAAGCUAAAGCCGUCGCUAUUGUUCGAUUUGCUUUCAACGCUAUUGCUCAACCAACACUUGUUGCCCUGAAGCCACGAAUUCAUCCAGAAUACAACACACCGAUGUUGUACGGUAUCAGGCUUCCGUUUGCAGAUGAUAUUCGACACACUAUGUUCCCGCCUCUUGAGAAAAUUGAUCCGAUAAAAUCAAUUGAAAAGUUGGAUCUUAUUGAUGAGCUCAUCGACAACUUUAUGGCAGAAGGAGAGGGUGCUCUUUCAAAUUCUCAUCGUCAACGCGAGGCUUAUUUGAAAAGAAAUCAAUUGAUUUUUGAAAAAGUUGGUGUCCGAACGUCAGUGAUUAAAGCCGGAGAACGAGAGCUUACGGAGACACAGAAGAAUAUUAUUGAACAUGUACGCCGAGAGUUCCCAAUUGUCGAUUACAAAGCAAUGAAAGCUGCUGAAAGGGAAAAUGAAAGGCAAAGAGUUGCGGAAGUCGAUGUUGAUGCACUUCUUGCAGGAAAUGAGGAGGAAGAAGAACAAGAGGACCUUAAACCGAUGAAAGCCGAUCUUGAUGCAAAAAUUGCAAAGUCAGCCGGUGAUGAGAAGAAAGGAAUGUCGUUGUUUUUGAAAGAGCAAUUUGCACAUAUUAUCGUAAAUGCCAGCGAUUCACCUGAGGAGAUCAAUUUGAACAAGUUACAGUUUGCCCGAUCCUGGUGUAUUCGCACUGCUGAGCCGAAACUUUUCAACGACUUGAUGGGCAAGCUAAGGAAUUUAGACGAUAUUAAGGAAUGGGCGGCUCGUUGCACAAACCCUGCACUUCGGCCGAUCACAACAGUUGAAUGCGAGAAGAGUGAAGUGAAUGAAGAAAAGGCGAAGAAAUGGUGGAUCGACGAUGAAGAUGAUGAUGAUGAUGAUUUU